Messenger RNA from Saitoella complicata NRRL Y-17804, 1104 nucleotides. RefSeq lists its product as uncharacterized. The record is from RefSeq and is a predicted model, not a curated record. Bases 1 to 1104 code for a protein of 367 amino acids. Lineage: Eukaryota; Fungi; Ascomycota; Saitoellomycetes; Saitoellales; Saitoellaceae. The transcript has 3 exons.
AUGUCGCCCCACGCUGAAUCCGGUGACGUCCUGGCAUCAUCCGUUUCAAACCUAACAGGCGGCCGCCUGCCCUCACCCUCCAUCCGCUUCAAAUCCACCACCCAACUCUUCCUCGCCCGAAAGUUCCCGCAAGCCCUCCAAAAGGCACAAACCCUUCUCGACUCAUCCGAGAGCGCAUGGAAACUGAAAGCCUGGGGGUUAUGGAUCGCGAUUCUGAAUGCGGGAGCGGACAUGAAUGAGGAUGCGGGAGUGGAGAUGUGGGGGAAGGCGGAGUGGGAGAGGGUUAAGAGAUUGGUUAGGGAGGAUGGCGUUUGGGAGGAAGCUUGUCAAGUGUUCGAAUGUGAGGAGAUUGAGCUCAGCGUCGAUGUGGUCGCGACCUUGACCCUCUCCUCCAUCCGCCACGCCUCCAACCUCCAACCCCUCCAAACCCGGCUGGAACACCUCAUUGCCUCCGCCCCGUCCUCCGCCGAGCUGACCGAACAAGUCCGAACCGAACACACCAAACUUCUCGAACUCUACACCCUACACCUUCUUCCGAAACUUGGGGAAUGGGAGUAUGCGAAGGAGUUUGUGGAGGGGAAUACUGUAUUGGUGGAUGCUGAGAAAGACAUGUGGACGAGCACGCUAGAGUCGCUACAAGAAGGUGAGCGGGAACGCGCAGAGGCAGCGGAACGGGAGGCGAGGGAGGAGGCAGAGGAAGCUGCGGAGGCGUCGAAAGCCACGAAGUCAUCGUCUUCGUCGCCGAGUUCGAAGAGCAGGAAGAAGUCCACCUCCCGAAAACCCGUAGUCGCCGAAAUGAACGGCUCCACCACGCCCACAAAAGACCCUUCUUCCAACGCCGAAGACCCAAUCGCACCCCCCUACGCAGCCAGCGCCGCUGCCCUCCCAUCUUCCUCAAGUCUCUCGCGCUUCACGAAAUUCUCUUCCUUCCUCUUCUCUGUCACCUCCAAAUACCGCAGCAUUUUGCGGUUAUUGUUUAUGGUUAUUGCGAUCGUGGAGGUUGUGAGACGGGAGAGGGUUAGGGAACGAGUGAAGAGGGGGUGGGGAGUUGUUUGGGAGAAGGUUUGGCAGACUGUUGGGAUGGCGAGCAAAUUAACGUACUAA